UAGUUGUGUUUCAUUCUCUGUGGUGUUUCACACAGGAAACACUCAGCGGCACUCGUCGGCACUGAAGAACUGAACAUGGUUCUUUUCAAAGUGCUUGUAUUCACCUUAACUUUUCAUAAAAUCAUUGUUGAUUUGGAUGCCAGGACAAUUUGCCCAAAAGGUCAUAGAGUAACUAAAAGUGGAACAAGUUGUGAAAUCUGCCCCAGUGAAGCUUUCCAGCCUGAAGAGAAGGAUUCCCAAUUCUGCAAAGCAUGUACAAAGUGUGAUUUCGAGUCGGGAAGUAUUGUUAAGGAGGAGUGCACAAAAGAGACAAACACUAAAUGUCAGUGCCGUGGAGAAUUUGUUCCCUGGGAAAGUGAUUCUUCCACAUGCAGAUGUGGCAUUGGAUUUGGGCUGAAACGUGACGGUACAGAAUGUUCAAAAUGUGAAGAUGGAUAUUUCAGUACACAAAUCAACUCGUGCUGUCAAAAAUGGAGAGAAUGUAAAUGUGGAGUGAAAAUGAAUGGAACCAGAUCUUCAGAUGUCCUCUGUAAUUUCGAGUUACAGGGGUGUAGUGGUGCAAGUAAUACAUACAUCACUCCACCAAGUAACACUUAUAUCAUUACGGCCACCACAUCAAACAAACUGGUUUCUCUCAUCACACGCUUAACAUCCCACCAUUCAAACGAGAGGGCCCAAACUCAAAGGAUGGAUACUAUCGCCACCACGGCUGCUCCAGGACACACAGACGCCUACAUUGCUACAGGUGUGGCCUUCCUCAUACUUGGAAUUAUUGGACUGCUUGUACUGACCGCUGUGAUCGGCAAGCUGCACAUGACUCCUCAACCAAUCGCACUAAAAAAUGACUCAUUGUGUCGGAGGCCAGUUGAGGAAAGCGGCGAGGGCAGUCUGUCCUCUCUCAAACUGAAUCCAGGGGAGCACUAAGGUCUCAAAUGAAUCUGUCAACUAAGACUGUGAAUUAUUAGAUCAGAUAAUCAUCACAUGAAUAAUUUACAACCACUUAUAAUUUCCUUGAAUUGUUGGUUUUACAUUAGAAGAUAUAGCCACAUGAGAAAGACUGCUUACUGUGUCUGUAUUGUAGCAGGUGCAUGCAGUAUGGUCAAUAUUUCACUUUUGUUUGUUCUGUUGUAAUAGAAUAUUGUGCAAAUUAUGUGAAAGAAACUUUUUGUAAUUUAACCGUAGGUCAGUUUAUAGUUAGAUAGAAAAAGGUAGCUUUUACUACUGAAGGUGUAAUUUUUUCUUUAGUAAGAUCAUUUUACUCAAAUUUACUUUCUGUGUAUCCUUGAUAUUUAUAAAAAUUUGCAGAUUUUUGUAGUUGUCCUUGUUGCCCUAGAUAAAAUGCAUAUAUACAUAUAUUUUGAUGCUUUUUCAAGCUUUAUGACUUUAUAUAUAGUGAUCUGGUUUAAUGGGGCAAGUGACACAAAUCUGAGAAAUAUACAUCAUGAACAGUAUUGUAAUAAAGGUAACAAUCAAUGCUAUGAUUAUGAAUGGCUGGAGAGCCUGAGAUGAAUACAUUUUACUAUCUUCCCGGAGUCUGUCUGUCUAUAUUUUUGUCAUGUUUUAAUGAUUCUGUUCCACCAGUCUCAGAUAUUUAAAGAGAACAUGCUUUCAGUGGUGUGUGGGGUUGGGGGAGAUCCCCUUGUGCUUCUUUUUUCCGACUAGCUCUCAUGUUUUUGUUUCAGCCGUUGGAAAGAUUAAUGUCGUAAACGUACAGACUUUCAUGUUGUUUAUACCUCACUGCAGACUUUCCCCAGAUCAGUACAGUCAGAGGAGUUAUGAAAGCAUACCAUCAUUAUUUCUAUCCACUAAUGUUUUGCUAAGAAAUCAGAUAAACAAGCUUUCAAAUCGCGGCUUGGUGUGUAUCUGGCUGGCUCCUUGUGACUAAAUCUACUUGGUAAAGCUUUAAUUUCGUUACAGCUCACUGAUUCCUUUGUCCGCACCCUCUGUUGGAAUAAACUAAAAAGUCUUAGUUAAAAACUGUGGCGAACAAAGUAUAAUUUACUUUGGUACAAUACAUCAAUACAACACUGUAAACAUAUUAUGUCACAAGUAAAAAAUACAGAUGUUUUAGCAGUUAAAUGUGAAUGUGAAAGUAUGAAAAGUAAAAAAGGACUCUACAGAAUUUAAUUAGGCAAUUAUCAUAUACCAUAUUACCAUAUAAUAAGGAACCAAAAUGUGUUGUAUUUUUAUAAAUUCAGCAUAUAUUUGUUUUAGAUAAAAAUCUUAAUCUGAAAAGUAACUGUAGAAGCAAAAUAAAAGUAAUGGAUAGGGAAGUUAAAAGUGCAAUGCUGCCCUCUAAAACAUAAUGGAGUAGAACUAUUAAGUAUCAUAUGACUAAUGGAGUAGAACUAUGAAGUAUCAUACAACAGUAUACUUACUAAUUUUCUUCACUGUUGAAACAACAACAACAUAGUUGCUAUAUGACUGUUAUUGUAAAGCACGUUUGUUGGUUAAACAUUUUGUCACAAAACAUACUGAUGUCC
Molecule: messenger RNA, 2483 nt
Organism: Cyclopterus lumpus (lumpfish)
Lineage: Eukaryota; Metazoa; Chordata; Actinopteri; Perciformes; Cyclopteridae
Product: tumor necrosis factor receptor superfamily member 9
Exons: 6
Coding region: 76-924 (282 amino acids)
Biological process (GO): regulation of cell population proliferation
Cellular component (GO): external side of plasma membrane
Molecular function (GO): signaling receptor activity; cytokine binding
Source: RefSeq, a predicted model, not a curated record